Cyprinus carpio (common carp) is the source of this 2290-nucleotide messenger RNA. Its product is annotated as zinc finger and BTB domain containing 26. Gene Ontology annotation, biological process: regulation of transcription by RNA polymerase II. Gene Ontology annotation, molecular function: RNA polymerase II cis-regulatory region sequence-specific DNA binding; DNA-binding transcription factor activity, RNA polymerase II-specific; protein binding. Lineage: Eukaryota; Metazoa; Chordata; Actinopteri; Cypriniformes; Cyprinidae. The record is from RefSeq and is a predicted model, not a curated record.
GAAAGUCGGCACAUCCUUUUCCGUCUCAAGCCACACGCUAAACACACAGGCGCUGUGUGCUCAUCCCAGGACAACAAAACACCCAGACAGAAAAUAAAGCAAAUUGCUGCAGUGCACCAUGGCUCAGGACGGGGUGAUACUGCAGUUCAACUUUCCCACAUUCGGGGACUCCAUGCUUCAAAAGAUGGAUGUUCUUCGUCGAGACAGACGUUUCUGUGAUGUUGUGGUCCGCAUCAAUGACUUGGAAGUGCCUGGACACAAAGUGGUGUUUGCCGCUGGCUCCCCUUUCCUUAGAGACCAGUUUGUCCUUCAGGACUCACAUGAAGUACAGAUAUCUACACAGCAGGAUGCAGAAGUUGGACAGAAGCUUCUUCUGUCCUGCUACACCGGGACACUGGAGUUUCCAGAGCUGGAAUUAGUGCACUAUUUAACAGUUGCUAGUUUCCUCCAGAUGAGUCACAUUGUAGAGCAGUGCACCGAAGCUCUAAAUAAAUUCAUAAAACCACAUGAGGUCAAAGACGAGCGUGCAUCAUCCCGACAGCCAUCGGACUUCAACGCACAGCGUGGCCAACCAGCUGUGGAGACAGUAUGUGAUGAAGAGGAUGAGGUGGACAAUGAUGGAGAAGAUGACUUUGAUGAUGAUGAUGAUGAUGAUGAUGAUGUGAUCAUACAGCCCAAGUCUCCACCUGUGUUUAGAAACUCUCAGAGCAACAGCAGAGGAGAGGAAAGUCCCAUUAGUAUCGUUAAGGUAGAGUCAAUAGAUGAGCGAAUGCCUGAUAACUUUCAGAGUCGCUCAAGUCGCUCGCCAACACUGCGCUCACCGGAGCCACAACACUCCCUGAUAAACUCCACAGUGGAAACCCGACAUGCAGAAAUCGCCAUCAACCCCACAGCUGAAUAUUCCCUGUCCCCACCUGGACCCAGCGGCUCCGGGAAAGGGAAUCUUUGGGGAUGCUCAAGAAAUGUCGAUAAGGGUAUGCAGUGGUACCACCAGUGCCCUAAAUGUGCUCGCGUGUUCCGUCAGCUGGAGAACUACGCCAACCAUCUGAAGAUGCACAAGCUGUUUAUGUGCCUCAUGUGUGGAAAAACAUUUACCCAGAAAGGAAACUUACACCGGCACAUGCGUGUCCACGCUGGCAUCAAACCCUUCCAGUGUAAGAUAUGUGGAAAGACUUUUACUCAGAAGUGUUCGCUGCUAGACCACCUGAACCUUCACAGUGGGGACAAACCACACCGUUGUAAUUACUGCGACAUGGUGUUUGCACAUAAACCAGUUCUCCGUAAACACCUGAAGCAGAUCCAUGGAAAAAACAGUUUUGAUAAUGCCAAUGAAGGCAGUUUGAUUGAAGGACUAUAAAUUCAUGUUAACGUCUAAAUAAAUUCUAUUAAUAUACAUGACGUAGACACAAUUUGUCUUGAAGACACAAUUCUGUAUAAAAGUGGUUCUCCGCCAGGAGGUCAGGGUCCACUAGGGGGCCCCAGUAAAGGCCCGUUCACCGCAAGGACGAUAAUUAUAACAAUAAUGAUAAAAGUAAUAGUUUCAAACUUCAUUCUAAAUGUCAACAAUAAAUAAGUCCACACCUCUGUAGCACACUGGAACAAUAUUGUCGGAAUCAGUUUUAAAGAGCAAGAGCAUUUAAAGCAAUCGAUGACAGAACUGCAGCACGUGUUUAUAAUAAACAGAGAAUUAUUAGACGCUGGUGUGGACACCACAUCAUGAAACAAACUCGUUAUGUUUUUAAGUUUAUUUAUUUUUUAAGAAUAGGUACCACAGGUACAUAAUUUAUAGGUACAUAAAUUCUUGACAAGCGUGGAUUGAACUAAAAAAGGUUGAGAACCACUGCUGUAAAUUAAUACACUAAAUUACAAGAACUAAAUGAAGUGUCCGCUGAUUGAUAAAUACAUGUACAGUCAAAGUCAGGUUUAAUGUCAUUUUCUUUUUUUCAUAUUGCAGGUCAAGGGAGAUGUAUUAAGUUGAUUUUGAAUGCUGCUGUGGGAUCAUUUGGCUGUCAUAUCUUUUGUAAAGAUUCAAAUAUAUUUUUAAAGUAUAUCUGAUCAGACCAUAUUUCAGUUUUGAAUGCUAAUGUAUAACUUCCUCACUUGAAGACAGCUGUAUUUGAACACUAUUGCACAACUCUUGGUCUGUAAUAAAUGUUUCCACGUUUCCAUCUGUGUGAACAUGCCAGAAUUCGGAGAACAUUGCUGACUCACUAAUAAAUAAUUGCAGAUACUGCAUGAAAUGUGCACUUCUUUCUGUUAAUGUUCAUUAUGCUAUGAAAAAAUAAAAGAU